AAAUGGAACACUAUAAGAACCGGCCAGUUCAAAAUAUACGUAGUUAACCUGCAAACCUCUGAUCUUCACAGUGUUAAGGUGAUAAGACCCGUGGUCAGUUUCCCAAAAAUGCCAGGACCAUCCAGACCUUUGUGGCAGGUUGCCGGGAAGAGGGACCCCGAGCAAGAAAAGGAAGCCCAGGCUUGGAUCGAAGCCGUGAUCGGGGAACGAUUCCCCCCGGGAGUCCCCUACGAGUACGCUCUUCGCGACGGAAUCAUCCUCUGCAAGUUGAUGAAUCGCCUAUGCCCUGGUCUCAUCAGCAAAAUCAACACCUCCGGCGGCGACUACAAGAUGAUGGACAACCUCAGUCAGUUCCAGAAGGCUUGCGUUAAAUAUGGGGUCCCAGACGUGGAUCUUUUCCAGAGCACGGAUUUGUGGGAUCAGAAGAACAUCGCCGCCGUAACAAUCACCAUUUUUGCUAUUGGUCGCACAGCUUACAAGCACCCUGAGUGGAGAGGUCCUUGGUUGGGACCCAGACCAUCAGAAGAGAAUAAGCGCGAGUUUACUCAGCAACAAUUGCGUGCUGGAGAAGCCAUUAUUGGCUUGCAGGCUGGUACCAAUAAGGGAGCAACACAGGCCGGCCAAAGCUUUGGCGCCUCAAGAAAGAUUAUUUUAGGAAAGUAACUUUUGUACUCUUAUUUUAUUGCUAUUUAUGUACCUUGUCAUGUCUAAUGAUGUUUUAAUGAAGACUUAUGUAAAGUGACUAAAAUAAAAGCCAGUAUUUUUGAA
Molecule: messenger RNA, 768 nt
Organism: Zophobas morio
Lineage: Eukaryota; Metazoa; Arthropoda; Insecta; Coleoptera; Tenebrionidae
Product: muscle-specific protein 20-like
Exons: 3
Coding region: 109-663 (184 amino acids)
Biological process (GO): actin filament organization
Cellular component (GO): actin cytoskeleton
Molecular function (GO): actin filament binding
Source: RefSeq, a predicted model, not a curated record